AAAAUCUAAAAUUAAAAAUAAAAAUAAUAAAUUUUCAAAAAGAUAAAACAAAUGAGCGCUUAACAAGGUAUAAUCAAUACUCCUUUGAUUGUUGCAAUAUUAUUAUCUAUUAUUUUCUUAUUUUUGACAAUUAAUACAAAAUAAACUGUACAAAAUCACUGGCUUUAGAAGAAUAAUGAAGCUCCAGUUAAUGCCACAGCUCAAUAUUUUGUGUAAUAUUUGAACCUAGUCUAGCUUCCUAAUAAAAUGUACCUCGCUGAUUUAUACACCUCUUAAGAUAUUGUCAAAACAUCAGACGACAAAGAGAGAAAGGCUACCUCAGCAGUUUACUGCUUAUAUGAAAGUGGUGUAUUUGUUGGUUUUCAUACUAUGUAAGCUGAUGAAAUUUUAGUUCUCAAUUAUGGAUGCUCUCUUGAAAUCAUUAUUAUUAACGAAGAUGGAUCUCUCACCAAAGAAGUAUUAGGAUAUGAUUUAGAAAAAGGAGAAAAACCUUAAUUGACUGUUGCCAGAAACACACUCUUCACUGUUGUUAAUUCUCAUUAAAAUCCUAACGCUUUUUCAUUGGUCACUGCUUUCAAUAUUCCAGCAUAUGACGAAUCUUAUGUUAAUUUCCCCAAGAAAUAAGAAUUAAUUGAGAAAUAUCCUUAACACAAAGAACUUAUUGAAAAAUAUGCUGAAUAAUGA
Molecule: messenger RNA, 684 nt
Organism: Tetrahymena thermophila SB210
Lineage: Eukaryota; Ciliophora; Oligohymenophorea; Hymenostomatida; Tetrahymenidae
Product: transmembrane protein, putative
Exons: 1
Cellular component (GO): intracellular anatomical structure
Source: RefSeq, a predicted model, not a curated record